CUCCCCCAACGUAAACAAGUAAACAACGGCCGCCUGACGCUCAUCGCCAGUCGUUCCCCUCCAACGUCCUGCGCCGCUUGAGCCACGUAUCAAUGCGGUUGAGUAUGAUGCCAACAACAAAGAAGAAACUUGGCUCGAUCGGUUUGUUUAUGCGGCAGGCCGACGGGACAGUAGGUGGUGGUCCCGGUAGCAACCCCAGGGCAGGAGUAGUGGGCCUGCCUGCAACGCCUGCGCCUGCUUCGUCGGGACAUGGAUCGAGGCCCGGAAGCCACGCGACAUCCCAUGCGCAGCCUCCACAGCUGCAGCCCCCACCCGAAAUCACCGCGGCGCGGCAGGAACGACAGCUUCCUGACACGCCCGCAACUGCCAGGACAUUACCCGUGCCAAAAGCUGGUUGGUACGCGGCCGCAUCUCAGCCAACCGCGGCGAUGAGCGUCCCUGCGGAACAUUAUCACCCAAUGCAGCGCACCAGGACCGCUGCCUCGGACACCGGGCGCGAAACGCAGCGGGGCCACAACGCGUGGGAGGACUCGACAAUAGCCUCCAUGUUUGGCGACAACGAGAGCAGGUCUGCAUCGGAUAGGCUUCGCGCGCACCAGGGAGGCCACGGCCGCCACUACAGCGAUGCCCCGCCGCCGCAGAGGACGCGCCAACUUCAGCCCGCCCUCACGCAGCCCAAGCCUGACGAGAAACUGAACCUGCCAUUCGUCAUUGGCGAGGGCGGUCUCCUCAAGGUCGUCCCGGCUCCCAGUGCUCAUCAGGCGCCCGAGACGGUCCCCGUGGCCAACAAUGCCAUGCCGGGUGGCAUCUUCGAGGACCAGAGCGUCAAGACGGAGGAUGUAUUUCAGGAAACCCCGCAGCUCUAUGAAACGCCCACCAGACGCAGCGGACUCAGGCGGACGAGGCUAGCCUAUCGAGACACGCGCGACACGAAGAGCAACGGAUCACCACAACGAUCAGGCUCAGGUUAUUCACCAGAAUCACAGAGCCUGGACCUGUCUCCAGAGCGACAGGCCGAUGCGGGAAACCAUAUCGACAAGAUCAGGUUACAGGAACGGCUCUCGCGCGACCGGGAGCGGCAGCGUGAGCGAGAACGCGAGAGAGAAAGAGAACGGCAGCGUCAGCGAGAGCAUGAGCUCCAGCACAAGCGGUCCACCAUAUUCGAGAACUUGACGCCGCUUGAGUUUGACGAUCCGGACUUCAACGACACGAAAGCGGCAGCCGUUGCGUCCAGCACCGGUGUCGACCCCGAGGCACUCAAGGAGGCUCUGGAGCGCACCCCGCGGGCAAACCGCCAACCGCCGCCGCAGCAGCUGUUUCCAGCCCAAGCCAAUCCCUUCAACGAGGCACCCUCACCGCUCGGGCGGACAGCCAGCCGCCGGCUACAAGAGCCAUCCAAAGACGUGGCAUCCACCACAUCGCGCAAGCGCCGACAAAGCCUCGACUACGACGACGCAGAGCUGCACGGGAUGAGCUACGCAGACCUGCACAAACAAGCCUUCGACUUCGACCCGCAGGCGGCAGCCCUCCAGCAGGCGGCCGUGCCCCCAGCAGGAGGGAGCAUUGAGGAGCGGCUGGAGCACUACAAGAGCAAGGGGAGCAUGGACCAGCACGAGUUCUUCACCCGCAUUUCCAUCGACGAGUGGGAUGAGGCGGGCGACUGGUUCCUGGCGCAGUUCGGCAGCAUCAUGCAGCGGCUGAAGCAGGCGCGCAAGGCCAAGCGGCAGCUGGUGCAGCAGUUCGAAGACGAAAUUGCCGCCCGGGAGGAAGCGGUGCGUAGCAAGAUUGACGGGAUCGGAAGGACGCUUGAGGACCUUAAGCAGGAGGGCCAGACGAUGAUGCAGGGGAAGGACGUGGAUGUGGAGCUCUGAGCGCCGCCCGGAGCGCUCAUACGUACGUUGUAAUCGUGGGGAUGGAACACAUUUGCUUCAUGGUAGGGGAUGUAUACGAACGAUUUUCCUUUGCCGUGGCUCUGGAGCUGUGGUUGUUUUUCUUUUGCAUUUACCUUGCGCUUUGACGUUCAACGAGCUAACGACCAAGAGUAACAUAAUGGCUUACGACUCAUGACUUACGACUGAUGACUGACGAAUUGACAGCCUCAAGAUGGGACGGGAUGCAGCACUGAGACGCAACGGUACAGGAAGUGCGUGUUGGACGGGGUA
Chaetomium strumarium is the source of this 2162-nucleotide messenger RNA. Its product is annotated as extracellular mutant protein 11-domain-containing protein. Gene Ontology annotation, biological process: nucleolar large rRNA transcription by RNA polymerase I. NCBI's taxonomy places the organism in Eukaryota, Fungi, Ascomycota, Sordariomycetes, Sordariales, Chaetomiaceae. The transcript has a single exon. Gene Ontology annotation, cellular component: RNA polymerase I core factor complex. The coding region runs from base 93 to 1871 and encodes 592 amino acids. Gene Ontology annotation, molecular function: TBP-class protein binding; RNA polymerase I core promoter sequence-specific DNA binding. The record is from RefSeq and is a predicted model, not a curated record.